Rhododendron vialii is the source of this 1152-nucleotide messenger RNA. RefSeq lists its product as uncharacterized. Bases 1 to 1152 code for a protein of 383 amino acids. The record is from RefSeq and is a predicted model, not a curated record. The transcript has a single exon. NCBI's taxonomy places the organism in Eukaryota, Viridiplantae, Streptophyta, Magnoliopsida, Ericales, Ericaceae.
AUGACUUUGCGCAAUAAGAGAGAGGUCGAAACCCGACCAGAGAAAGCGAAACCGAAGGAGCAUUUGGCUCCCUCCGACCCAGAUAACUUUGGGGAGGAGAGUUCACAGAGUAAAAAGGGAACCCUUCUAGUCACACCCUCACCAUCCACCUCCAUUUCAAGGGGCUCUAAGGUACCACCCUAUGUGCCUAAAGCCCCAUUCCCACAAUGUCUCAAUGCCCCAUCUCCUUUCCCCAAGAAGGGUGCGGCUAUGGAGGAUAUCCUUGAGGUUUUUAAGCAAGUCAAAGUAAACAUUCCUCUCCUAGAUGCAAUCAAACAAGUCCCCACUUAUGCUAAGUUUUUGAAGGACCUCUGUACUCAAAAGAGGAAAUGUAAAACCAAUGUAUCGAAAAAGGUCCUUCUCACUGAGCAAGUGAGCUCAGUGUUCCAAUCAAUUGCUCCUCCUAAGUUACAAGAUCCAGGCACCCCUACUAUUUCCAUAGGAAUAGGGAACCAUGUCAUUGAGCGAGCAUUGCUAGACUUAGGGGCUAGUGUUAAUUUGAUACCUUACUCGGUGUACGAACAAUUAGGGCUUGGGGAGUUGAAACCCACGUCAGUCACCCUUCAGUUAGCAGACCGAUCCAUUAAGGUGCCACGUGGGGUAGUUGAGGACGUUCUUGUCAAGGUUAACGAUUUUUAUUUUCCAGCGGAUUUUAUAGUACUUGACACGGAACCGGUGCAAAUCCUUAAAAAGCAAACUCCCGUCAUUCUUGGUCGCCCCUUCUUAGCGACGGCCAAUGCUAAUAUUCACGUGAGGAGUGGGGAGAUGGAGGUGACUUUUGGGAAUAUGACCCUUAAGUUGAAUGUGUACAACACUGCAAAACACCACUCCAAUGAUGAGGUACAUCCACCUCUCACUGUUAAUGAUGUGUCUAAGGUGAGUGAGGUUGACUCCGAGGUUCCAAUUUUGUUUGAUGAUGUUCCACUUAUGACUAGCCCUCCUUCAAAAAAUGAUUUAAAGUUGCCAUCUCAUUUGCUUUCUAUCACACCAUUAGGUCCGUGUAGUGCGCACUCACCGGAAUUAGCAUGGAGACCUCCUUUGGUCUCGGCAGCGUGUUCACAUGCAAAGUUGGAUUGUAAUGCUCUGUUGAAUGAUGGUUUUUGGAGUGAUUGA